AUGGGGGUUUUGAUUAAGCUAAUAGAUGCAGUUCUGUUAUUGUUCUUCUUGGUAGUGAUUUUAGCAGCUCGAGCUUUCAAUGCACAAGUGUGCUUUCCUUCUAAGUUCUUCCCAAACUUCCUCGUUGACCAGAAUCUCUGGUUCACAAGCGAGUACGAUGAUUACUUGCUCAUUGAAAAGCCCUCUUCCUUUGUUGGGCUUAUGUGGCUCAAGCUUCUCUUCCAGUUGCCACUUGCCAUUGCAAAUCUUUAUGCUAUUCUUGUGGGAGGGAAGCCCUGGUUCAAUUCUACUUGUCUAGUCUAUGGAGUCUCUGUUUUUAUUGGAAUGUUACAAUACAACGGGUUCCAGAGGGAAUGGGUCGGACUGAUCCACGCUUCUCCAACCGAUAUCUGA
Messenger RNA from Camellia sinensis, 393 nucleotides. RefSeq lists its product as uncharacterized. Gene Ontology annotation, cellular component: endoplasmic reticulum. Lineage: Eukaryota; Viridiplantae; Streptophyta; Magnoliopsida; Ericales; Theaceae. The record is from RefSeq and is a predicted model, not a curated record.